Molecule: messenger RNA, 1642 nt
Organism: Corylus avellana
Lineage: Eukaryota; Viridiplantae; Streptophyta; Magnoliopsida; Fagales; Betulaceae
Source: RefSeq, a predicted model, not a curated record
UUCAUUCAUUCAUUGUUCGCAGCAACAAUAUCCCAAGAUGGCUGCACUUUGCGUGAAACAAAAUCUUCUAACACUUGUUGCAGUCGCAUUAAUCUUAGCAGGAUAUGUGAAGGCUCAAAGUUGUGGAUGUGCUGCAAACGAAUGCUGUAGCCAAUACGGGUACUGUGGCACCACCAGUGAAUUCUGCGGCCAGGGGUGCAAAGAAGGCCCUUGUACUACUACACCGUCAAGUGGUGUUUCCGUGGGUGAUAUUGUGACGGAUGAUUUCUUUAACGGGAUACUUAAUCAGGCCAGUGGAUCAGAUUGUGCAGGGAAGAGCUUCUACACCAGGGCUGCAUUCCUUGAUGCUCUUAAUUCCUACACUCAGUUUGGCACAACUGGGACAGCUGAUGAUUCUAAGCGCGAGAUUGCAGCUUUCUUCGCCCAUGUCACCCAUGAGACUGGAUCUCUCUGCCACAUAGAAGAGACAGAUGGUGCUUCCAAGGACUACUGUGACGAGAGUAACACACAGUAUCCAUGCAACCCAGACAAAAAUUACUUUGGUCGUGGACCACUUCAGCUAACCUGGAAUUACAACUAUGGAGCAGCCGGAAAUAGCAUUGGGUUCGACGGAUUAAACGCUCCUGAAACAGUGGCCACAGAUGUCGUUGUUUCAUUUAAGACAGCCUUGUGGUUUUGGAUGAACAAUGUUCACUCGGUUCUAAGCCAAGGAUUUGGGGCAACAAUUCGGGCGAUUAAUGGUGCAGUUGAAUGUGAUGGUAAAGAGCCUGAUCUUGUCCAAGCUCGUAUCAACUAUUACAAUCAAUACUGUAGCCAAUUGGGUGUUGCUCCCGGUGAUAAUCUCACAUUCGUUUUGUAUGUGUUUUCCGGUUCUUGUUUUACCUUGCCAAGAAACAUUGUGGCUUCAGGGUGUGGUUGCGGCAUAGAUCAAUGUUGCAAUCAAAGGGGUCAAUGUGGCACUAGCUAUGACUUUUGUGGCGUGGGCUGCCAAGAUGGCCCUUGUUACGGCCCCCUUCAGACCAAUGAUGUUUUGGUGGCUGAUAUUGUGACAGCAGAAUUCUUCAAUGGGAUACUUGAUAAGGCCGAUGCAAGUUGUCCUGGAAAGAAAUUUUACACACGAGCAGCGUUUAUUGAAGCUCUCAAUUCAUUUAAUGAUUUUGGAAGGAUUGGUUCGAUUGAUGACUCUAAGCGUGAGAUUGCAGCCUUCUUUGGACAUGUUACACAUGAAAUUGGACAUUUUUGCUAUAUAGAGGAGAUACAUGGUCACUCCAAGAAGUACUGUAGCAAGGCAUACACAAAAUACUAUCCCUGCAAUCCCAACAAAGGUUAUUAUGGCCGUGGACCAAUUCAGUUGACAUGGAAUUUCAAUUAUGAAUCGGCGGGAAAGAGCAUUGGGUUUGACGGAUUAAACUCUCCUGAAACUGUUGCAAAUGACCCUGUUAUUUCAUUCAAGACAGCCUUGUGGUAUUGGAUGAAGAAGGUUCACCCAAUCAUUCACCAAGGAUUCGGAGCAACAAUUCAAGCAAUUAAUUAUUUUGAAUGUCAUGGUGCAUACCUUGCAAUAGUAAAAGGACGUGUUGCUCAUUACACUGAAUAUUGUCACCAACUUGGUGUUGCUCCCGGCAACAAUCUCACUUGCUAG